AUGGAAAAUUAAACUUUAAUCUAACAAACAAUAUUUGAUAAGAGUCUGCAGUCAAGCUAUGAAAAACUUUAAAAAAGAUCUGAUUAAAUUGCUCGGUAUUACAAUCAGAAUUUUAAUGAGUAUACCAAUAAUGUGAAUAAAUCGAUUGAAUAGCUCAAUGAUUCAUAAAGAUCUUAUCAAUAACAAUCACAGGUUGAUUUUAUUAGAAAUAGUAUUUCAAAGACAAGAGAUGUAAAUAAUGAAGUAUUCAUUUCAGAUGAAGAUAAGCAAGAAAAUGCAAGAAGAGGCUUUUAAAAUCACAAGUUAAGACUAUAAUUGGGAGUAUUUGGAGAUUUUAAUAUUUCGACACUUCCUAACGUUGUUUCAGGGACAGCAUACCAGUAAAAAAGAUUAAUAUUUAGAACGAUGGAUAAAAAUAACGAAAUAAAUAUGCAACCAUAGAUAGCUUAGUAAAAUGUCAGCAGACUUCAAACAAGCAAUCUUACAAAUACUUCAAAUAUAAUGAGUGCAUUAGGGAAUAGAGAUGGGAAGAGAGGUAAAUCUGUUACAUCAAAUCAUACAAAACAGGCACCUCUCUUAAUGACAAGGUAAUCGAUGGGGAAACAAUCUAAUAUGGAUACAUCAAAGCUAAGUGAUAAAAAUGGCGAGGUGUCAAUGCGUAGCAGAUAGGUAUUCUAAAAUAAAGACUUUUUAACAGAUCAUGAGAAAAAGUUCGGAGAUUCAAAGAAUCUGGAAAAUAUAAACAACAGCUUCUAAAAAUUAAGUUCACUUUAGGAUAGAAAUUGGAGUUAAAGAGAUAUAUCUAAGGUCGUGUACUCUUCACCUCAUAAUUUUAGUGGGGCUUAUGAUAAAUCUAUAAACAGUUAGUUUAAUAGUAUCUUAAGUGGGAAAAAGAUAAGAUCCAAUGGAUUCUAAGGGGCAUCGUAGUCUGAUAUGACGAGAACUGACCUUAGAACGAUGCAACUUAACAAGAUUAAUUAAAUGAUACUUGAAAAAAGAACUGCAAUGUAAGUUGAUUAUCCUACUAUAAAAGAAGCAAUUAAAUAAGACUAGGCUAGUGCAUCUCAAAGUAUGAACCAAGAUUAGUAACAGCUUUAUUCUUAAAUAAGAUACAGAUCUCUAGGAAGGGCUGACCGUAACAAUGAUCCCAUGCACUUUGAAAAGGUUUUGACUGAUAGGAGAUCAUAGCUUAGUCCCAAACAUUAUAAUGGAAAUUAUAAUACUUAAAUCUUAUGGGAGGCCAAGCAAAGAGAUCUCAAAUCUACAAUGGGGCUGCAAAAGGCUACAUUUGACAUUAUUAAUAAUAGAGACAGGACUACUGCAGUUUAAGAUUUGAGCAGUAGGCUGCUAAAUAAAAAGGUUAAUGGAAUAAGUGAGUUUGCCUAAGUAACUCAUGUAACAGCCCCAAAGAUUAAUAGGGACUAUUAGAAAGUAUUUUAGUCAGAUCCAAAUGUUUUUAAAAGAAGUCAGGGAUUGCUCUCCAAGUUUGCCAAUUGUGCAGCAAGUCAUAAGAUACUGAUCCCUUCCUUCAAAAAAGCUUGA
This is a messenger RNA of Stylonychia lemnae, 1542 nucleotides long. NCBI's taxonomy places the organism in Eukaryota, Ciliophora, Spirotrichea, Sporadotrichida, Oxytrichidae. The record is from the annotation of a GenBank genome assembly.